Cooperia oncophora is the source of this 417-nucleotide messenger RNA. The record is from the annotation of a GenBank genome assembly. Lineage: Eukaryota; Metazoa; Nematoda; Chromadorea; Rhabditida; Trichostrongylidae.
AUGGGAGGAGAAGAUGUGGCUCAUCCCAAAUGUGUUGUAAUAAAGCGCAUUCUCAUAAAAUGUUAUUCCAGGUUUCCUCUAUUCCUUACCUCACAAUGUUUGGAAACAGUGGAAGAACUGUUACAUCAUCGAAGUAAGCGACCACCAACGGAAAACGCUACACAUCCGUUGGAGGUGAAGCUAGGAAUGUAUUUGGAGAGUCUUGGCAAUUUUCGAUCAUCUGAAAUGUCAUUUGAUGCUGAUAUUUACGUAUAUAUGUCAUGGAAGGAUGUCCGAUUAGUGCACAAUUUCUCCGAUUAUAUACUGAUUAAUGACGAUAAUAUGCGGAAUCAAAUGUGGUACGCUCAGUUGUGUUACUCUUGCAAUAUUCGGUCAAGUUGUGUUUUCUGCUGUGGUGCUUCUGCUGUUCCCUGUUGA